Polyodon spathula (Mississippi paddlefish) is the source of this 3565-nucleotide messenger RNA. Its product is annotated as cyclin-dependent kinase 17-like. Gene Ontology annotation, molecular function: protein kinase activity; ATP binding. Gene Ontology annotation, biological process: protein phosphorylation. The record is from RefSeq and is a predicted model, not a curated record. Gene Ontology annotation, cellular component: cytoplasm; nucleus. The transcript is spliced from 19 exons. Bases 573 to 2165 code for a protein of 530 amino acids. Lineage: Eukaryota; Metazoa; Chordata; Actinopteri; Acipenseriformes; Polyodontidae.
UGCCACUCUGAGGCAGAGGCGUCAAUAUGUACACAGAGUCACUUUUCGUUUUAUUCCGGGAUUACUCACGAACACCAGCCUCUUUCACAUUAUGAGAUACACUAACACACCAGCACCGGGAGUUUCGCCAACAUAUCACCUUUAAGAAACGGACAUGAAAUCAGUCUGAACGUGUUGUUUUGUUUCGAAAGGGGCGAUUCGGACCCUGUGUUAGCCAUGUUCGAUGGAGUUUUCUAUCGCCGGAUUUAAGUGACCGUGAAAUAAAACAGCAACAAAAAACGACUGAAUUGUGGUGGAAGGAAGGAAGGAAGGUGUCCGGCUUCAGAAGUAACAACGAGGCCAGGGGAUCUGAACCAUUAUCUAUAUUAUAUUUCUGUGCACUGGCAAUGCAAGUACUACAUCUCUGAAAGAGCAGCUGGGAUGGAUUAUCUAAUAGCACAAUAAUUAGGAUGCUGUGAGUACUGUGCAUCUGGAUGCUCCUGCUCAGUCGUGUAGGAGUCCUGAAAAUGACCCUGGGGAUGCUGCUGCUGGCUUAGGACAUGAGAUACAGGCGUCUGUGAGAGAAGUGCUUAAUGGAAAAGAUGAAGAAGUUCAAACGACGGCUUUCGCUAACCCUGCGUGGGAGCCAGACCAUCGACGAGUCACUGUCCGAGCUGGCCGAGCAAAUGACUGUGGAAGAGAACAGCAGCAAAGAUAACGAGCCGAUUGUGAGGAACGGCAGGCCCCCCACGUCACAGAGCAUGCACUCCUUUCUCCACCAGUACACCAGCUCCUUCAAGAAACCCCCCCUGAGGAGGCCACACAGUGUGAUUGGUGGAAGCCUUGGCUCCUUCAUGCCCAUGCCUAGGAAUGGAAGCAGACUGGACAUUGUACAUGAGAAUCUGAAGAUCGGCUCUGAUGGAGAAAGUGACCAGGCGUCUGGAACAUCGUCGGACGAGGUCCAGUCUCCUAUGGGAGUGUGUCUGAGAAAUCGAGUGCAAAGGAGGAUCUCCAUGGAGGACCUCAACAAGCGUCUGUCGCUGCCUGCAGACAUUAGGAUACCAGACGGGUAUCUGGAGAAGCUGCAGCUGAACAGCCCACAGUUUGACCAGCCAAUGAGCCGGCGGUCUCGCAGAGCAUCACUGUCUGAAAUUGGAUUUGGAAAGCUCGAGACCUACAUCAAGUUGGACAAACUGGGAGAGGGAACAUAUGCAACUGUUUUUAAGGGUAGGAGUAAACUGACAGACAACCUGGUAGCCCUAAAGGAGAUCAGACUGGAACAUGAAGAGGGAGCGCCCUGCACAGCUAUCCGAGAAGUAUCGUUGCUUAAAGAUCUGAAGCAUGCGAACAUCGUCACCUUACAUGAUAUCAUUCACACAGACAAAUCGUUGACACUAGUCUUUGAAUACCUGGACAAGGAUCUGAAGCAGUACAUGGAUGACUGUGGAAACAUUAUGAGUAUGCACAAUGUGAAGAUCUUUUUAUUUCAAAUUUUACGAGGUUUGGCCUACUGUCAUAGGCGGAAAGUUUUACAUCGAGACCUGAAGCCACAGAACUUGCUCAUUAAUGAAAGAGGGGAACUGAAAUUAGCUGAUUUCGGACUAGCAAGAGCCAAGUCAGUCCCUACAAAGACCUACUCCAAUGAGGUUGUCACGUUAUGGUACAGACCCCCUGAUGUCCUCUUGGGAUCUUCAGAGUAUUCCACCCAGAUUGAUAUGUGGGGAGUGGGCUGUAUAUUUUACGAAAUGGCUGCCGGAAGGCCUCUGUUCCCAGGUUCAACAGUAGAAGAUGAAUUGCACUUAAUUUUCAGGCUCUUGGGCACUCCAUCGGAAGACAACUGGCCAGGGAUAUCAUCCAUUGAAGAAUUUAAAUCCUACAACUUUCCCAAAUAUAAAUCACAGCCUUUGAUUAACCAUGCACCCAGACUGGAUUCUGAAGGAAUUGAACUGGUCUUGAUGUUUUUGAAAUAUGAAUCUAAGAAGCGAAUCUCUGCAGAUGAGUCAAUGAAACAAGCCUACUUCAAAAGCCUUGGAACACGAGUACACACCUUGCCUGAGAGUGUAUCAAUAUUCACUCUGAAGGAAAUCCAGCUACAGAAAGACCCAGGCUUUCGAAGUUCAUCAUACCCAGAAACAGCAACCAUCCAGUCAAGGACUUAUUUGAAGGCAUCUCCUUGUGAUCAGUAGAGUGGACUUCAUUGCAAGACUUCUCUGCGUCAACACUGCCCUAUUUACAAAGGCGUCUUAUUUCCUGUCAGGCAUGUGAACUGUGUUUUAUACUCACCUGUCACAGUGUGACACAUUAUUUUGUACAGAUGGUGUUAAGGUUCUCCUCUGCUGUUAAAGCCAGUAGGUUACAACUGAUGAUGUAACUGUAGCUGCUGCAGUUAAUAAGCAGGACUAAAACACAUUGUGUUAUUUAUUAGGGAAACAUUUGCUGCUAAACGACUACUGUCUAUAUUUAACACGUUGGAAUAGCUGAAGAAGUUGCAGUGGCUUUUAUCAUGUGAACUGGCUCGUCUCUUCUCUGCGACCUGUGUUGAAUCAUUGAAAUUUUGUACUACUUUUUUUUUUUUUUUUCUACAAGUUGGGUGUUUAUUAAAUUGUAGUCUCAGCUUUGCUUGGCUUCAGAAAGUGACUUCAUGGAUCAUGUCUACCAAAAUUCCUUCUGUACUUGGUACACGCAUGUGUAUGAAUCCUAAUUUGUUCAUCAGCUUUCACUUUAGUGAAUAUAUGGAUGUGUUCUAAAUGGAAACAGUGUUCUAUAUCCAGGAAGCUUUCGUCUUCUCAUAGGAUUCAGCUGCAUUUUGAUCAACAAGUAUGUGUAUUUAUUUAAGUAAUUAGGGAGAUUUUGAACAAUAUAUUUUCACAAAAAAAAAAAACCUGCAGUAGGUAUCAAACCAUAAAAAUACCUAUAUUUUAUUGUAGGGAAACCCCUGAGAAACAAUUAAAUAAGUAAAACAACUCCCUAGAGUUAUUUUCGGUUAGCACACUUUGAUGUGCUUGGUUUUACAAAAUUCCAGUGUUUUUGCGCCUUUCCUAGAUGGAUGAAGCACACAGUUUAAGAAUACACUGGAGCAAGGUAUCAACAAUGGGAGUCAAGAUUAAGUAUGACAAGAUGUGAUCUGCUUAUUUAAUUAACCUCUACAGAUGAGAAUAAGAAGUACCUUUCUGAACAGUUACAUGUCAUUUGUGGUUCAUUUUGUAAUAAUUUCCCUACUUUGCUAAUGCAACUCAGUGAGUAUCUUAAGUACGCCUUGGCAGCAGUAAUUGUGUGCAUUUGUUUGCCUUUUAAGAAUUAAUUGUUUAGUGCAUCUGAAAUGCCUGGGCACACCCUGUUUGAAAGAUAAUUUCUAGUAUUCACUGUAAACACAUUCAGGGGUCCUCUCAUUUCUGCUUAUGAAUAUAAAACCAUGUAGUUAUUUAACAGUAUUAAGAGAAUUUUUGUAUGUUACAUUUUAACUUUAUUUGUGAAUUGUGAUCGUGGCAUGUUGGGUUAAAUGUGUUUUAUUAGUAAUCUUGUGUUUUUUGCUAAAAACAAAGGUUUAAAUUGGAAUUUUACUAAAAAAAAAAAAAAAAAAAACAAC